CGGGCGCCAUGAUGGGCAGACGGCGCAUACAUACACACAUACAUGCAUACAUGCAUGCAUACACACAUACAACGAGCCUCCCGCGACCACGAUGCAUUCUGGCCCGCCCUCCGAUGCGCGCCCACCCUCCGAGUACAAGCACAAGUAAGUAGGGCAAUAUAAUAUGACUGGCGGUGAAAAGUGAACAGGCGCGGCCUCGUCCGAGCGUGAGGCUAGCCCAGCCAGUUACUUACUGACUUGAUCGUCUUAUCUCUCGUCUCGUUCGCCUCAGCGGCACAAUGCACGUCGAGUCCGUUUCUCUUCUCUCAUUCCCCGGGCGCGCCGUCAAAUGAGUGCCAGCCUCACGGGCGCUGGGCUGCCCCCUUCGACCACGCUGCCCUCCCUUCGCUCCCCACAGUCCGCAUCCGAAGCCCGGCUCACGUCGGCCCUCAGCAAUCUCCGCGCGCUCUACUGCCCCGUGCGCCUGCCCACGCUCAUUUCCUCCCCGACAUCCAGACGAGACCACAGAUCCAUCACAUCGCCACCACGCCCAGUCGACUCUGGAUACGCCUCGCAUGACGACGACGACGACGCCGCCGCCGCCGCCGACGCCGCCACUCUGCAAGACGUGACCGCAGCUCUGCGCGCCGACCCCUUCGAGCGCUCUUUUGCCAUCCAAUGGCUGAACUCGCUCAUCGCCCGUUCCGACGACUUGCACAUGCAUCAUGACGCCCGCGAACGCCUUGUUGAUGACGCUGCCGUGAUUCUUUCAAGCCUGUUCGAGUCCACCACCAGCCACGACGAAGAGGCCCUUACUCGUAACUUUGCCUUUGCCAUGCCUUCCGGAGAAGCAAUCAAAGUCACGCUCAACGAUGCACCGCUUUCAACUACAGACCAUACUGCCGUCGGUCUCCAAUCCUGGGGUGCGAGCAUCGUGCUGAGCAGCCUCAUGUGCGCUGACCCCACGCGCUUUGCACUCGAUUCACCAAGCCUUGCACCGCAUCCACACAUAACCGAACUUGGCGCUGGAACCGGUCUCGUCAGUUUGGUGCUGGCCAAACUACUCCCCGCCAUGCAUGUUGCCACGGCCACCAUUUUGGCAACCGACUACCAUCCUGCCGUUCUGCAAAACUGCACAGCCAACAUCAAUACCAACUUUCCUCCAACCUGCCAUGAUGCACCGCCUGUCAAGACUGCCAUUCUAGACUGGGCCCAACCCCCUCCACACCUCAAGGCAACGUCGCAUCUCCUCAUUGCCUCUGACGUCGUAUACGCCCCCGAACAUGCAGCUUGGCUGAGGGACUGUGCAGCCCACUUGUUAACCACGACCGGCACCUUCUGGCUCAUGGUCACAGUGCGCAAGACUGGCAAGUUUGAGGCAAUUCCAGACACCGUAGAGUCCGCUUUUGCACCCAAACUCUGUCCUAGGAACGACAGCGGCAUGACAUUCCAAAUACUCGAAAAAGACUUUGUCGACAAGAGAAGGGGUAUUGGCAGGGGUGACGAGACCGGAUACAAUCUUUACCGCAUUGGUUGGUCAUAGACGCUACACCACAUACAUGCCAGUACCAACGGCGUUUUUGAGGCAUUGCAUUUCGUUUGCAUGCAUAGACCAAGUUACGAUUCGCCGACAUGGAUUGUGCGCCAUGAUAUCACAACUACUAGGAGUUUUGAUUACCUUGGACAUAGCAUACAAGUAGAAGGGCAUCAUAUAUAUAGAAUAGACUUU
This is a messenger RNA of Exserohilum turcica Et28A, 1708 nucleotides long. RefSeq lists its product as uncharacterized. NCBI's taxonomy places the organism in Eukaryota, Fungi, Ascomycota, Dothideomycetes, Pleosporales, Pleosporaceae. The record is from RefSeq and is a predicted model, not a curated record. The coding region runs from base 329 to 1522 and encodes 397 amino acids. The transcript has a single exon.